Staurois parvus is the source of this 297-nucleotide messenger RNA. The record is from the annotation of a GenBank genome assembly. NCBI's taxonomy places the organism in Eukaryota, Metazoa, Chordata, Amphibia, Anura, Ranidae.
CUGUCAGGUGAUCAGCUGUGUCCAAUCACAGCUGAUCACUGAUCACCAGGGCACUGAUGAUCAGUGUGCCCUGAUGAUCAGUGUAGCCCCAUCAGUGCCACCUGUCAGUGUCCAUCAAUGUCACCUGUCAGUGCCCAUCAAUGCUAUCUGCCAGUGGCCAUCAGUGCCACAUCAAUGCCACAUAUCAGUGCCCAUCUGAGCUGCCUUUCAGUGCCACCUAUCAAUACCAGUCAAUGCCACCUAUCAAUGCCAGUCAGUGCUGCCUAUCAGUGCUGCCAAUCAGUGCCACCUAUCAAU